AUGCCUGGGAUCAAAAUCCGUGAUGUAGACAGGAAAAAAAUCCAGCCGUACCUCAUUUGUACGUACUGUUGUCUUCUCCUUGUCAAUCCUAUGCAAACCUCGUGUGGACAUUUGUUUUGUCAAUCUUGUAUCGACAUUCUUUUUCGAAGUCCUGAUCCAAAAUGUCCUGAAGAUCAAGAAAAACUGAACAAGAACAGAAUUAACCCAGAUGCUUUCCGAAAACGAGAAUUGAAAAGCUUUUUGUUGCAUUGUCCUUCUGAAGAGUGCAAAUGGUUUGGCCCCUACGAAGAAUUGGAAGACCACAUGUGUGAAAAUUCUCCCGUGGUUUGUAAGUAUUGUAAGAAAAAGAUACCAAGGAAAGAUAUUGAACAACAUGAAAGUACGACUUGUGAUGAAGGGACGACUAAUUAUGAAUUUCAAGCCAUUGGAUGUAGCUAUGAUGAAACUGUAAACCAAGAUAACGUCCGGCAACAUAUGAAUGGUUGUCUAAUUGUUCACUCGAGCGCCAUGUUACGUAAUGUUAGAGCAUUUCUUACAAGGUUGAUACCAGGUCCAGAGUUUACCGCUGCGGUUAAAAACAUGGCUGACCGAAUCAGUGCUGUUCUUGCCAAUCUUUCAGAGAAGAUUUCCCUGCUAGUAAGUAAGCUUACAGGUCGUGUUGGCAACGAUAGUAACCACGUCCAAUUGUCUGUAGAUGUUUCCUCAAUGAACGAAGGAAUCACGACCAUGGAGCGACAAGUAAGAGAUAAUUCCUCUACUAUACUUCGACUUUCUGAGCGUUUGAAUCAGGCUGAUGAAUUAUUAGCACGAAACGUGAUGAAGAUAGCGUACCUCGAGCAGCAAAUUGCUGCGCAUGCUUCUGUAUCAAAUCAGGUAAUACACAGUUUCAACGGUACGUUACUUUGGAAAAUAGACAACUUCAAUAGAAAGAGACAGGACGCCAUUAAUGGUAUCAAAACGGCUUUGUACAGUCCACCGUUCUACAGUUCUCAAUAUGGUUAUAAGAUGUGUGGUAAGAUCUAUAUGAAUGGUGAUGGUUUUGGAAAGGGAACUCAUUUAUCCUUGUUCUUUAUUGUCAUGAAAGGUGAUUACGAUGCACUUCAAACAUGGCCAUUUCAAAAAAAGAUCACAAUGAUGUUAAUGGAUCAAGGAUUGUGAUGUCUUUCGGAAAUUGUGAUUUUCAAGGAAAAUUGGAGAUUUCUUGAAAACGAUAAAGAUGUAACGUGGUUGUAUCAAAUGCUUAUGUAGUUCAAUUGCAAACCGAUAUAUUAAUGUGAUUGAUUUUUCUGGCCAACGAUAUCUUUCUUUAGGUUGACCUCUUUUUAAGGCUUAUAAAUUCGUUUUAAAGAUAACAUUGUAACUAAUUUUUUUGUGCAUUUUAUUUUUUAUCUUGAUUUCAAAUCAUUGUUAUGUGUAUAUAGAACUGUGAUGUCUUUCGGAAAUUGUGAUUUUCAAGGAAAAUUGGAGAUUUCUUGAAAACGAUAAAGAUGUAACGUGGUUGUAUCAAAUGCUUGUGUAGUUCAAUUGCAAACCGAGCUUUCUUAUAGGCUUAUAAAUUCGUUUUGAAGAUAACAUUGUAACUAAUUUUUCGUGUAUUUUAUUUCUUCUCAAUAAACUUAUAUUUGAAGAAA
This is a messenger RNA of Xenia sp. Carnegie-2017, 1631 nucleotides long. Its product is annotated as TNF receptor-associated factor 3-like. NCBI's taxonomy places the organism in Eukaryota, Metazoa, Cnidaria, Anthozoa, Malacalcyonacea, Xeniidae. Bases 1 to 1158 code for a protein of 385 amino acids. The record is from RefSeq and is a predicted model, not a curated record. The transcript has 7 exons. Gene Ontology annotation, biological process: protein K63-linked ubiquitination; tumor necrosis factor-mediated signaling pathway; regulation of canonical NF-kappaB signal transduction. Gene Ontology annotation, molecular function: zinc ion binding; ubiquitin protein ligase binding; tumor necrosis factor receptor binding. Gene Ontology annotation, cellular component: cytoplasmic side of plasma membrane; plasma membrane signaling receptor complex.